Acomys russatus (golden spiny mouse) is the source of this 1435-nucleotide messenger RNA. RefSeq names its product serpin family B member 7 (gene Serpinb7). Gene Ontology annotation, biological process: negative regulation of endopeptidase activity. The record is from RefSeq and is a predicted model, not a curated record. Gene Ontology annotation, molecular function: serine-type endopeptidase inhibitor activity. NCBI's taxonomy places the organism in Eukaryota, Metazoa, Chordata, Mammalia, Rodentia, Muridae. The transcript has 7 exons. The coding region runs from base 19 to 1161 and encodes 380 amino acids.
GCAACACUUGAUUUCACAAUGGUCUCCCUUGCUGCAGCAAAUGCAGAAUUUGGCUUCAACUUAUUCAGAGAGAUGGAAUGCAGUCAAGGAAAUGAAAAUGCAUUCUUCUCUUCCCUGAGCAUCUUCACUGCCCUGACCCUAAUCCGUUUGGGUGCUCAAGGUGACUGUGCACGUCAAAUUGACAAGGUACUUUACUUUAAUACCUCAUCAAGACAAGGGAGCUCGUCUAACAAUCAGCCAGGACUUCAGCAUCAAUUGAAAAGAGUUCUUAAUGACAUAAACUCAUCUCAUAAGGAUUAUGAACUCGGCAUUGCCAAUGGAAUUUUUGCAGAAAAAGUGUUUGACUUUCAUAAGAACUAUAUUGACUGUGCUGAAAAGUUAUACAAUGCCAAAGUGGAAAGAGUUGACUUCACAAAUGAUAUACAGGAAACCAGAUAUAAAAUUAAUAAAUGGAUUGACAAUGAGACACAUGGUAAAAUCAAGAAGGUGUUAAGUGGCAACAGCCUCAGCUCUUCAGCAGUCAUGGUGCUAGUGAAUGCUGUUUACUUCAAAGGCAAAUGGAAAUAUGCCUUCACCAAGAAUGAUACUCUCAGCUGCCAAUUCAGAUCUCCCACGUGUCCUGGAAAAGCUGUUGCUAUGAUGCAUCAAGAACGGAGGUUCAAUUUGUCUACAAUUCAGGAUCCACCCAUGAAGGUUCUUGAGCUGCAAUAUCAGGGUGGCAUAAGCAUGUACAUCAUGCUGCCAGAGAAUGACUUAUCCCAAAUUGAAAGCAGGCUGAGCUUUCAGAAUCUAAUGAACUGGACCAAUAGGAAGAAAAUGAAAUCCCAGUAUGUGGAUGUGUUUCUUCCUCAGUUCAAGAUAGAGAAGAAUUAUGAAAUGGGCCAUCAUUUGAAAUCCUUAGGGUUGCGCGAUAUCUUUGAUGAGUCCAGCGCAGAUCUCUCUGGAAUUGCUUCUGGAGGUCGUCUCUAUGUAUCAAAUCUAAUGCACAAGUCAUUCAUAGAGGUCACGGAGGAAGGCACGGAGGCCACUGCUGCCACGGAAAGUAACAUUGUUGAAAAGCAGCUUCCUGAAUCCACAGUGUUCAGAGCUGAUCGCCCCUUUCUGUUUGCCAUCCAGAAGAAUGGCAUCAUUCUGUUUACUGGUAAAGUCUACUGUCCUUAAAAUUCCUAUUGGUUUCUUAUACAACAGUAGGCAUCAAGAAACAUCAUAAGUGAAUAGAAUUUUAAUUGGAAAUACAUGGGUUUGUUUUGUUUUGUUUCAGUUUAUUGAUGGUCAGCAAGUGAUAUUGGUGACUUGACCCUUUUCAAAUACCAUGUUUAUAUUCUCAAUUUCUGCUCUCAUCACAUCUACUCCUAUUUACUUUUCUAUGUAUAAUAUUAUUGAAUUUCUAUUCACAAUCUUCACUACCAUUAUUUCCAGAGGCCAUUCUGGGAAC